Molecule: messenger RNA, 2626 nt
Organism: Folsomia candida
Lineage: Eukaryota; Metazoa; Arthropoda; Collembola; Entomobryomorpha; Isotomidae
Product: mediator of RNA polymerase II transcription subunit 15
Exons: 6
Coding region: 218-2215 (665 amino acids)
Source: RefSeq, a predicted model, not a curated record
CUUCACUCUCUACUUCAUUUGUUCUCCGUCCGUGGGAGAAGAGACUCGAGGCACGCCAAAUGUCAAAAACCAAGAAGCAGGAUAAUUGGAACGAUCUGAACAAACUUUUGUGAAUUGGUGUGACAAAAAGUGAAUACAAAAGAGUGGAAAAAAAGUUGAACAAAAAGUGUGGAAAUAAGAGUCAGUAACGACUGGAAAUUAGGGAAAAAGUGGAAAAAUGAGAUUAUCAAGAGUCUCGACGGUCCUCCUCCUCACGCUUGUCGUAGGAUUAUCGUUCGCUCAAGAAUCUGAAGACUCGACGACGCCGAAACGCGUAUUAAAGAAGUACCGUGUCCGACGUCCAGUCAUUGUGGAUGAUCAAGGCAACGUCGUCCGAGCUGGGCCACGGCUUCGUCGCGUUCGCGUAAAAAAUCCUAAGCCCACGGCGGAAACGGCAACGACGACGGUGGUCACGUCGACAACGUCGACAUCUUCGACGUCAUCUUCCUCCUCCCCAGCUGCGCCACAGAUUCAGCCACAAACGCAACAUUUGAGACAGAGAACGAGCCAGAAUGCCAUCCCACUCGAGAGACAGGUCCAGCGAGUAGUGCAACCACAAGCCCAACAGCAACAACAGCAACAAGUAUUUUACGAAGAGCGCGAACCUGCUGUGGUGGAACCAAUUCGCACCGUUCCACUCGCCUACCGCCAACCAACGUCGCAGGUGAAUAGAGACGCCCUCCUGGGAAAUGUACGGUACAAGCCGAGCCGUGGAACUGCUGGGGCUGCCGAUGAGGAAAAAAAAGUGGGGACGACGAGAAACUAUUCGAAAAUCAACGAGGAUGGUUCCUUCACUUUCGGCUACGAGGCUGAGGAUGGUUCAUUCAAGGAGGAGACGCGCGGAGUGGAUUGCGUCGUGCGAGGAAAAUAUGGCUACAUUGACCCCGAAGGAGUGCGACGAGAGUUUGAAUACGUUUCCGGAAACCCGUGCGACCCCAACAAUCCAAACCCAGAAGAACAAGCGGACGAGGAAGAGGACGCGCUAGCUCCGUCUCGACCCAUCCUCCGCCAAAGGGUGCGACCUUCCGAACUCUCAGAGAACAAUAUUCAACAAGGCCUCCAACAAGUUAGAGAAGAACAAUUGCCGGAAGAUCAGUUGGUCAACUUUGUGCGACCAGCAGUCCGACAACGCGUCCGGGUUCCACAACAGCAGCAAGGUCUCGUCCUCCGUCAACGCGUCCGCAUCACGACCCCAGCCCCAUCGCCAACCUUCGCCACGAACCAAGCCGAGGAUGAAGACCAACCUUCCCUCCUCGUCCGACAGAAACCAUUCCCUUCGUUCCAGUCCAUCCGACCCUCCGUCUUCCAAGACGUGAGCCAGUCCUUGGAGGAGGACACGAACAGAAGGCCCCCCGGAUUUGGCCGAGGUCUCUUCAACUUUGACCAGGAAGUUCACCGCCUCGCCGCCAUCCCUGCCCGACCACAAAACCAACCUCAGCCAUUGUAUGAGCAACCGUUCAGACAGGUCGUGCACCAACCGAGCCAACCAGGGCGACAGGUUUUCGGAAACGCUGCCUUCCGUCAAGAACAAGCCACCGCGAGCCCACCCCCCACAUCCCCCCAAUCAUCACAAAUCCCACCACCAACCUCCUCCUUUGGUGGUAAUCGAUACCGCACCGAACUCGUUUACGACCCACAAAGUGGACAAUACACUUCCGUCCAAGUGCAGGCCAAUCCUCACACGAACGAAGAGUUCGAGCUGACCCAGAAGCUUCGUGCUUAUUCCGUCAACCCGUCUCCAUCCCCGUCGCCGGUUACUUACACGUCCGCCCCGACCUUCUCCACCCCCACGGGAGCCGGAGCUUACACACAGAUUCAGCAAUUUGGACAACCUCAAAUUCAAUAUUAUCAUCAGUCCGAGCCCCCACAGGGCAGAUCGGUCAAUUCUCCUCAUCCUCAACCACAAGAUCCCUCCCAAAUUAACCAAUUCCUAGCGCGACAUGCUUAUCAACAGCAAGAACAGCAGCAACAAACUCAAACAAGCAAUUUGCAAUUUAUUCCACCCCAUUUGCGACCUGGGGCGCAUCAAACGGCAGAAAUUCAGCGACAAGAAGUCCGCGAACUUAAUUUUCCAUCGCCCUCGUCAAAUCUUCAGUCUGGAUUAAGUGCGAAUUCUGCGGCAGCGUCGAACGGCCAGAUUGACGCAUUUUUGAGAGCGCUUAAUAUUUCGAUUUAAUUAAUUACAGUAGGGAAUUAAAUGUUUGAAGGAAAUUCUGCUUAAUUAUGAGAGAAGCCAGUUUGCCAUAUUUGCAUAUUUUUUGCACGAGUUUUUGCAACUCUUGCCCUUACAUGCGUCUCUCUUUCUGUUAAUGAUGCGCUCUCUUCACCUUUUUUAAACUACUUGAUUUUUCUGUAUUUUUAUGUUAGACUUAUAAACUCUAUAUUUGUAAAUAAGUACAAAAGUAGGGAACGUUUUGUAUUGCAAACUUUGUUAUUAUACUUUUUUUCUUCAGACUGAAAGAGGUUUAUAAAGAAGGCAUCAUUCAUUUCUUACUUAUUUAGCGUGCAUCCUGCUUGUGAAUGAACUUUGAUGAUGAUGAUGAUGACGAGUGAAUACGAACAAUAAAUAAAAAAGUUUUAAAAAAUA